This is a messenger RNA of Chenopodium quinoa (quinoa), 893 nucleotides long. RefSeq names its product transcription factor ORG2-like. The record is from RefSeq and is a predicted model, not a curated record. The coding region runs from base 105 to 893 and encodes 262 amino acids. Lineage: Eukaryota; Viridiplantae; Streptophyta; Magnoliopsida; Caryophyllales; Amaranthaceae. The transcript is spliced from 3 exons. Gene Ontology annotation, cellular component: RNA polymerase II transcription regulator complex. Gene Ontology annotation, molecular function: RNA polymerase II transcription regulatory region sequence-specific DNA binding; DNA-binding transcription factor activity, RNA polymerase II-specific; protein dimerization activity. Gene Ontology annotation, biological process: regulation of transcription by RNA polymerase II.
AAUACUUUGUCUCUUGCCAAGGAAUCAAAUCCAAAUAAAGUUAAUUAGAACUUUGAAGGAAUUCCACCAAAUUACUCUACAUAAUUAUUAUUCGAAUCGAAAUAAUGUCUUCCAUUUGCCCUACUUAUUUAGGAUGGGAAUAUCCCAUAGAAUUAGGUACAAACCAAGGUUUUAAUAAUGUUGACUUAGAUGCUGUAUUUCUUCUUAAUUUUUCAUCUUCUCAAUCUCAAGAUUACCAAUUUCAAGUGUAUGAUCAUGUUAAGCGUAGCGAAUUGCCACAAGAUACAAGCUCAACCGAUCAUCAAUUUGAUAUUAACCCUGUGUUAUCUAAGAAACUUAGUCAUAAUGCAAGCGAACGCGUUCGAAGAAAGAAGAUUAGCAACUUGUAUUCAUCUCUACGUGCUUUACUUCCUUCUUCUGAUCAUAAGAAGAAAUUAAGUAUUCCAGGGACAGUUGUACGUGUGGUUGAGUACAUACCCGAAUUACAAAAAGAAGUGGAGAAAUUAAUUUGUAAAAAGGAAGAACUUUUAUCAAAAAUAUCAGCAAUUCAAGGAAAUGCAUUGGAAAAUAAUGUUCAAGAGGAAAAACCCAUGAAAAAUUGUAUGAUUAAGGAUACAAUUUCGUGUUCGAUUUCUUCGAAUAAAUUGGGCGAUAAAGAAAUGGUUAUCCAAAUUUCAGCAUUUGAGAGAAUAUCAUUAUAUGAAGUGCUUGAUUUGCUUGAGAAGAAGGGUUAUCUUGUUAUUGAUAUUUCUUCUUUUCAUUCUUUUGGAGGAAGGACUUUUUACAAUAUUCAUUUAUGGAUGGGAGGAAACUAUACCGCAAAGUUCGAAAAUUUAAAUGAAGUGUUGAUGUCCUUGCUUAAGGAGCAAAAGCAUAUGCAAGCGUAUUAUUAG